AUGGAUGGUACUGCAAAUGAGCAUCCAGAUGCAAAGUCUGACGGAUACCCAACUAUUUUCUUCUAUCCAGCUGGGAAGAAAAGCUUUGAGCCUAUCACUUUUGAGGGGGAGCGGACAGUGGUAGAUAUGUACAAGUUCAUCAAGAAACAUGCUAGCAUCCCUUUCAAGUUGAAGCGCCAGGAGUCAAGAACCGAGAGUACUCAGAAGGAGGGUGUGAAGAGCUAUGGUACGAACCUGAAGGACGAACUAUAG
Triticum aestivum (bread wheat) is the source of this 252-nucleotide messenger RNA. Its product is annotated as protein disulfide isomerase-like 1-4. Lineage: Eukaryota; Viridiplantae; Streptophyta; Magnoliopsida; Poales; Poaceae. Gene Ontology annotation, biological process: response to endoplasmic reticulum stress; protein folding. The coding region runs from base 1 to 252 and encodes 83 amino acids. Gene Ontology annotation, cellular component: endoplasmic reticulum. Gene Ontology annotation, molecular function: protein disulfide isomerase activity. The record is from RefSeq and is a predicted model, not a curated record. The transcript has 3 exons.